Molecule: messenger RNA, 708 nt
Organism: Seminavis robusta
Lineage: Eukaryota; Bacillariophyta; Bacillariophyceae; Naviculales; Naviculaceae
Source: the annotation of a GenBank genome assembly
AUGAUGCGAACAGCUGGAAGACUCGAAGACUUUGUGCGUCGUCGCACUGCUGAACGUGAUGCAAGGGAGGCCUAUUUGCGUGGUCGGGCUGCUGAACGUGCCAUUGUUGAAGCUGGACAAGAGAUUCUGGUGGUGGAACAAGACGCUAGAGAACGCGAUGACUCAAGCUUUCACUGUUGCAGUUUGGUCUUGUGGGAUAAUCUUGAUCAGACUCGUACGAUGGAGAAAACCCUUCGAAAAGUCUGUGGAUGGAAGGACCCCCUUUUUGAUUGGUUGUUCUGUACUUUGGGUGGACUGACAGUUCUCCACUGGUUCGCCAGUUGGUGCAAUGGUCCCAGCUUCACCGCGUAUGAUGGAUUCCCCUUUCCCGACUCUCCAUAUGGUUGGGCUAGUUGCGAUUCGGAGACCAAAAGAUGGACCGAUGGAAGCCCCAGUUCUCGAAUGCUGGUCAAGACAAACAAGGAUGCCAUUUUCAUGACCUUCAACAAGGCCAUCAACAAGAGGGGUUUUCUUGCUGAUUUGUGCGAAGCAAAUCAAAAGAGUGGAGGGAUCUGGACGCCCGAGAUUGUCAGGCGUAGAUUCCAGUUUUCUUUGGAGAAGGAUGUCUUGCCAGGGGUCCGUGGCAGACUAUGCGACAGUAUGAGAAGGAACACAAAAAAGAGGAUGAACCAGAAGACAACGAAGCGGGACCGGAUGAUGAUGACAUGA